Molecule: messenger RNA, 16740 nt
Organism: Pelobates cultripes (western spadefoot toad)
Lineage: Eukaryota; Metazoa; Chordata; Amphibia; Anura; Pelobatidae
Source: the annotation of a GenBank genome assembly
CUCAUUCUGGCCGUUAGAAGCAGCAGAUUCGUUUGAAGCAGCAGUCACUUCAAGCUGCGUCAAAAAGACACUAAAAGUUAGACAAACGCUUGCUGUGAAAAUUACACGGAUAAAUAAUCUGUGUGAAUUAUUUUAAAUGGAAAAAAAUUCAACUUCAGUGCGUCUAUCUCAUUCAUGGUGAUUGUAUGGAAAGUGCGUAUGAGGUGUGAGCGGCUGCAGCUGUCACUUGCUGUGUCUGAGACUCCUGGCAGUUCUGCUCAUGGGGAACAAGUGAGCUCCUGGCUGUGUCUCUCUCUGGGUGAGUGGGAAUAGGACAGAAAUUGCAACAUAAUCAAUCAUUAUUAAUAGCAUGUUCAUAGAGAUAUAUCGUUUUAUGCAAAGGUUCUUUAAAAGGGAAUUGUACCCUGAAAAUAUGUGCAUUUGCUUCUAUGCAAAGUGAAUUUCAAUUUUUAGCCAGAAAUAGCCAAAUUGAAAACAUAGGUAAGAAAUGUUCCAGUUCAGUCAUUUUGGCCUUAAAUUAGAAAUUUACUUUAGGGUUUAUUCACUAAAUUCUGUACUGUAGUAAAUUAAAAAUGCAAAUCUGUGUUGAUAGUCGAGUUUGUGAAUUUUUAUUCUUGAUUCUCUGCAAUUCACUAAUUUGUGAAUAAACUCUAUGUCCAAUUCCGUUAUUUUAUCUUACAAUUCAUGAUUUUACAAGACCUUCAGGUGAGACAUAAUAGAAAUGUUAUUAAAGAUAGCCGCUGGAGGUCUGGUGGCCAUGGGAGGCGUGGAAAAGUGAGAUUUACUGACUUGAACAUGUCACUGGCGGGCAUUGCCAUCCUCCUCCUACUGCUCUUCAGCUCCCUGUGCUUCAGCUGACAGGUGUGGGAGUACAGCAUUGAGGACUGUGAACGAUCCAGUGAGAGCAGAUGAUCUUCCAUAGAAAGAGCUUUUUUUCCUAUAGCCUUCACCGAGAUAAAUUACAAGGUUGAGAAAAGGUAGCUCAGCCUUUUUGUCAUAAGUAGGAAAAAUACUGAGACAAAAUAGUCCCUACUUUGUCUCAGUAUAUCUUUUGACUGGGUUGGAAUGUACGUGAACUUCCAACACCGUCCAUCUGAGUAUUUCAUAAAGAUUCACUUUUUAUGAAAUAUUAAUUUUUGAGUGAAAAAGCUGCUUUAAACCCUUAAGGACACAUGGCAUGUGUGACAUGUCAUGAUUCCCUUUUAUUCCAGAUGUUUGGUCCUUAAGGGGUUAAAGGAACACUAUAGUCACCAAAACAACUAUAACUUAAUGAAGCAAUCUGAUGUAUAGAUCAUGUUUAUGCAGCCCAAGGCACACCUCCCUGCAUGUGACUUGCACAGCAUUCCUAAACACAUCCUUUAAAUAAUCAUCUAAUGUUUAUACUUCCUUUAUUGCAAAUUCUGUUUAAUUUAGAAUUUCUUGUAUCCCGCACUUUUUUUAAUAGCUUGCUAGACCUUACAAGAGACUCCUGUAUGUGAUUAAAGUUCAAUUUUCAGAGCAUCAGAUAAAAACUUUUAAGGUAAGUUAACAUCUAAUUGAAAAUUUAAGCCUUUUGAUUUCAUGCAGGCUGUGUCAGUCAUAGCCAGAGGAGGUGUGACUAAGGAUGCAUGGACAGAAACACAAGUGAUUUAACUCAUAAAUGGCUGAUAAUUGAGCAGUGAAACUUCAGAGUCAUCUAUUUACAAACUUCUUCAUUAAGAUAAAGUUGUUUUGGUGACUAUACUGACCCUUAUAGUGUAGUGCUUCUGGUUCAAGAAGUGGGGACUGAAUCUUAAUAAGCAGGCAAUUACUCUCACUUUAGAUAUAAAUGCCUGCAUUUAUGAUGUUAGAGUAAGGGAACAUUCUAAGCACCAUAACCACUGCACCCUCCUGCUUUAAUUGCAAGAUGUAGUUACAGGUUAUAUCAGAGGAACAAGAAAAGAGGUGCACUGUUAAGUGCCUUUGUGUUGGGUAUAAGAGUGAUUGUCUCAAGAACAGGUGAGGGCAAUACUCACCAGGAGGAAGGUGAAGAAGAGUGCAUUGUUUAGCAAACCUAGUGUUCUAUAGUCCUUUAUUUCCCCUUUACAGUUCUGUGGUUUUCUAAAUAAUUAUAUUUUUUGGACCUAUUGGUGAUACAAGUUAUUAGCAAUUAUUUUACAUAUAGCAGAGUGACAUUUUUCAACUAUAUUUAAUAUUACUGAGGGAUAUUUUGUUUAGUAUUUGCAUACAAUAUUACAUAUUAUUGAGCUCUUUAUAAUAAUAGAAUCUUUUCUGAAUAACUCAGACCAUUUGUUAGAUGUUUGGCUGUGCGCUAAAUAUCGCUUGAAUUGAAGCCAACAAAAGACUCCCGAUUCUCAUUGAAAUCAAAGUUCUGUUUAAAACUUAUUAUCCUCUAUAAACACCCACAGUUUGGGUUGUACUUUCUUUUUUUAUUGAAUUUACGUCUUUAUUUUUGAUACUUGAUGUGACAGAGCUCCUGUACUCCGACCAAGUACCUCUGCCCAGUCCACUUCCUAGCAGCUUGCUGGGACCCUGGAACACUUCAACCCCUGUAACUGAAGCUUGACUGGGAUCUCCCUGGAGCUCUUUCCUUCCAGGCAGGUAUUGUCCCCUUUGCCUAUUCCUCUGCAGCUUUCCUUCUAGGCAGGUAUCAUCCCCUCUGCCUGUUCCUAUGCAGCUUUCCUACCAGACAGGCAUGCACCUCUGCCUGCAAUGUGAUAGCUCUUGUCUUUAAAAAAAGACCCUUGUGGCUCUCAGACCUAGCUCUCUUUUUGAUUUGGUCCCGGGCUAGAGGGAUCGUGCAGCUAGCCAACAGGUCUGAAGACUCUGUUACUCUGAUCCCUAAAAAUGCACACCGGACACACAGUUCCAAAAGGAACUAACAUACCAUUCUUUAUUUUGAACAAAGACUAACCUUUGAGAACUAGUACUGAAGCAUGUGCUGACAAAUGUUUUAUAAUACAAAUAUAUAGAACACUAGCAAAUGAGCAGUUAAAAUUAAUACAAAUAACAUUUUCGAACACAAUAAAAAGGAACAAUAUGUGUAUUUAACCACAUAUUUGGCUGCCCUCAUUUGCAUACCUGCAUUAUGUAAACGCACACACUUCCAUUCAGCCAGCAGAGGUUGCUACAGAGUUAUUAAAGUAACAAUGUAUACUUUGCACAUUGAUUGCUGCUGUCACACACCUCUUUCUGAGGUUCCUGGGGCCAGGUCCAUCGUCUGUGGGAAAGGUGCUGACCUUCAAACCUCUACAAAAUGCCCUGGCAUAGGAGCCUCUCUCACACUUUGUACAUCUUUUUAAAAAAUAAUAGGAUGAUUUCCCAUAGAAAAGCACAGGCAAACUAUGGCUCAUGCGCGGCGAAACGCAUCACGUGCCAAUCAGCAUUUCCUCAUAGAGAUGCAUUGAAUCAAUGCAUGUCUAUGGGGUGGGUUCAGCAUGGAGAUGCUGAACGUCAGUACUGAACGUUGUGCAGCUCUUACCCAGAAAGCAAUUCUACUGGCCAUCUAAGUGACUGCCACUUGCUAUGUUUCUAUUCAGUAAUGUAAACACUGUUUCUUCUCUGAAAAGGCAGUGUUUAGAGUUAGAAGCCUGUAGAAACAGAUUGUAGACACCAGAACAGCUACAUGAAGCUGUAGUUGUUUUGGUGACUAUAGUAUCCCUUUAAUGAUGCAUUUUUCUUAUUGGGGGGUAUAUCUAAAAACAGCUUGCAAAACACUUCAGAUCUCAUGUUUGCAGCCUCUGCAAGCCCUCCCCUUCUUCCCCAACCCAGACUUUCUGUGGCUAUCCAAUUACAGACUUCCCAAUGCAGCUCACCAAUUAGCGUUUGCAAUGCAGAAGCAAUUGCCUGCCUUGACUUUAGCUCCACUGCACUAAACAAACCAGGAUGUAACAAGGCCGGUUGUCUGAUUGAUAACCAGGGAUAGCGUAGCAAGAUUAGUUUACAAAAGUGUCAAUUCUAUUUAAAUAUGCACAUUUUGUAAACUAAAAAAAAGAGGGAAUAAUCUUAACAAUCUUCUGAAACUAUUAAUGAGUUUGGUAAAAAUUUCUAUACAGGUUGGGAAUAAAACUCGUAUAUGGUAUCUGACACCUUGUUUUGUUUGGUAUACAGAGCCAGUAAAAUGGUUCUUGUCCUAGCCUUUCUGAAAAUCUUAGCUUUGAAAACAUUUCUUAAAAAGCUUGCAACAGAAAAAAAAAAAAAUUCUCAUAUUUUCCAAUAUCCUUUGUAAAGGAACCUCCAAAUAAAAGACCCUUUUAUGCUGGGCUUUCUUAGAUGUAGAUAAUUGAGUAUGUUGAGAAUCUUUUAUUUAGUAAGCUUGCCUUUCAUCAUUUCAUAGCCAUGGCAGAAAUUAUAAUACCAAGAAGGCAAGCUGCCCUGUGGAUCCAAAUAUUUAGAAAACUGGCUCCCAUUGAGACUGCAGAUGCAUAUUUAAACCAAAACCACAUAAUUAAGCUAAAGUUGUUUUGGUGCUUGGUGUGUCCCUUUAAAUAAAGGGUAGAAUAAAGAGUAAUCCAGGAGAAAAAAAUAAUAUGUAUUGUCACAGGUUCAUGAGUCUAUUGCUGUUAUUUCUUCAAUCCUCCACUAGUCCUAAUUCCAGAUGUGCUGAAUAUAGUGAAAGUAUUCCCUUUGUGUAGAGUUUCCUCAAUAUAAUGGACGCAAUCAGUCGUAUUGGGUAAAAGCAGCAAUCUCACAAUAUUAGGACACACUUGACUUUUUAUGCAGUGCCCCUAGCAUGGGGUUUCUAAUACAAAAUCACAAGAGUUUCCUUCCCACAAGCCAUUGUGUUUGAGAGAUAAUUGAACUCCAAUUAAGCUAAUCCAAUUCUCUCUCAAAUAGGAAAACUUACAUACAAGUUUUACAUAUCACAAAAAUGAUAUUCCUGAAUAGCCUCGAUCUCGGCGCACAACAUAUCCAAAAAGUGCUUAGAUCGGUUCGGUAAAAUGAGUUAUGUUCGUGCAUAUAUGAACUGGCUGCCCGGUAGAGGGAGAGACAAUUUUGUCAAUUUCAAAAGGGGUUUAUUUGAUUGUAUGGGAGGUCAGAGCGUACAACCUAAAUUCCUCUUUGAAGCUGGUACCCCAGCAGAGCUACUCUGUAAGGUGUGUGAAGUCACACAUAAGUGGCCUGGAAGUCUGGUUUCAGUAUAACUAACUCUCCCAUUUGCCAUAUGUCUGUCACGUAUCCAUCCUCUCCAUGUAAGGAUUACAGUAGUAAUUACCUUCCUAAGAAUAAUAGAAGUGCCUCUCAGCAUCCCUACGCCAUUAUGCCUGGCAUUUGCAACAUAUCGGUGGACUCCAGCCGCUGCGGAUCCACUCGAUUGUAUAGCCCUGCGUCCGUCCACGGUGGAGAGGAGGUCGACGUGCGGGUGACGUCACGCAGGAGACACGCACGUUUUGGGGUCAAAGGCCAGGUACGGCCAAUAGGAUCCGCAAGAGGGUUAUUUAAACUCACUUAUUCCUUUAGCUCAUUGCCCUCUUUGUGGUUUCCCUUUGCUGGUUAUCUGAGAGUGUGUUCCUGAGUAUUAUUCUGUUUUUUGACUUCACUGGUUUAUGAUAUCCGUGACUUUUGGCUAUCCCUCAUCGUUGUGUCUCAUUCUGUAUCCUUGACCUCAGCAAGUACUUUGACUAUUCUUGGAUACGUUGUUUCCAGCCAUUCUAAGGUGCGGUUAGACAUUAUCCUUAGUCCUAGGUGUAAUACUAUUUCUGCGUGCUGGAUCAACUAAUAAUCCUGACAAUGUCUUGAUUCCCUCUUAGAUAAGGAGUCCUUUGAUAUGAACAAGCCUUGUGUUCCAAUAUCAUAUCACAAGAGACAUUAAUAGCCAUCCACAGAUUAAUACUCAAGCCUCAUUUUUAUCAUAUUUAGAAUGGGACAAGCACAAUCUUCCAAUCAAGCCUAGACAUGAUUUGCGAAGAAGGGAACCCCACAGAAUCUGUUCGGUAACCGAACAGAAGAGAACAAUUCCAUUCAAAUGCAGGGAAACAUUAGAUGAUAGAAAGUAUAAUUAAGGGAACGUGUACGAGGAGUCCCAUCUCCUGUGACACAUUUAAUUAUUUAUUUUUUUUACAUGUUAAAACAACACUACAGUCUCCUUAUAGGAACACUAUAGACAUCCUUAUCACUUCAUGUCAGUUAACCCUGCAGCUGAAAACAUUGCUAUUAUGCAGAAACGGCAGUAUUUACAUUGCAGGUUAAACUGUCUCCUUUGGAUGUCCAUAUAAAAUCCACUAGAUGCACUUCUGUGACAUAGUUGAGUAAAACGCCACUAUUUUAGUCAGAUGAAAUAGUUGCUGGAAUGUGUUUUGCUGCACAUGUGUAUUAGCCUCCUAAUGAUUUCCUUUUGGGAAUGCUUUGGAUUGGCUGAGAUUAUCAAUCUUGAUAAUCUCAGCCAAGAAUGCAGAACCAGCUGUGAAGAGUGCAAUGCUGCAUGGAAAGCAAGGUAAGUUAACUCUCAGGGAGUUUAAGGGGCAAAAUUCUUAAUAUGCAUUCCUAACACGAUAGUGUUGGAUUACCUAUGUAUGUCGCCAGUCCGCCUCAGAAUGGAGAUAAAAAGUAGCUUUACUUACCUUUUUUUCCAUCUUCGUGCUGGUCUCGCGGCAGCAGGACCCCCCUCCAUGGCUGAGAUCAUAAAUAGUGGAGAUCUCCACCAAUGUAAUGCUUUCCCAUAGUAAAGCUGAUUUACAUUAGGAAUAUUACUUUUUAUUAUAGUUUUCAAGGUAGCACAUUUUAAUUCCUUUUGAAAUGUUUGGCUUGUAGCAGCUGCAGGACCUGACCAAAUGCCAGUAUAACAGCCAUGUUGCCAGUUCUUUGUCCCCAUAUAACCUUUCAUACUGAAUGCUGUUCUUCACGUGUUCAUUAUUUGUGCAGGGUAAACAGAUUGGAAAUAACCACAAAGAGACUCUUCUAGUUCAUAAAAUCUCCUCCUAAUAAUUUUAGUAUGCUUUUACAUGCAGUAUGAAACUUUAGUCAUUUUAAGCCUGAUUAUUAUAUUAUAUUCUUUUCAGAUCAUAUUAGAAGACGUGUUCUACGUUGCCCAGUAAAUAAACAGAAUGGAUAUUCCCUGCUCGCUUUCAGCCAGGUUUGAAGGGUGUGUUCCUUUUUUUAUUGCUAGUUAGCUGUGAUGACAUUUGAUGCUCAGCUUGCAUCAUUUUCUUCUUUGUUAAAGUUGUUUGUCAGAAAAUGUAGAAAUACCUCCUGUUUCUCCAAUUGUGUUGCAUUUAUACAGCUUCAGAAUUGUACAAUUUUCACUCCUUCAGGGAAAGGAUAUAAACAAAUUACGAACACGCUCUUUCUCAAAGUACAAAUGCGGCAUGAAAUCCCCCAAAAUUGUCCAGCACACAACAGUAGAUUAAGUGCGCUCCAAAUUUAUUGAGGUCGUUAAAGCUUACAGUACAGUCUUUCGACCUAGUGAUAGGUCUUUCUUAGUCAGGGAAAGGGUCAAAGGGGCGUUCUGGAAAAUGUUCUGUUUUAUAAAAAAAAAGAUGGUUAUUUCAGGUCCAUGUAAGAUGCCAACGUAUGUUAAUAUCAAUGCACAGAUACCGGUAAGUACAUUUUUCUUAUUAUGGCACAUGUACAAACCUGGAAAAGCUGGAUGUAGCGGAGACAUACAAGAUGUCUCUUGGUUCUCCGAGGCAAGAAGAGGAAACGGUUUGCACCACCAAUUUGUUUAUGCACUCUCUUUCCCCCUUCCCUCCCCCCAUAUCUUUUACGGAGUUAUGCACUAUUUUGAGAACUCUUUUCCAUAGGACUACCACUUUCUUGUCGCCACAGGAACUAAAAGGUGUUUUUAUGCUGCUGACUAGCUAAAGUUUUCCAAAAUAUGUAGAUACAUUUACUAUCUGUGUAAUUUAUAGAUACAUGUGCUUUGAUGAUCAGGAGUACUGUCCCAAAAAUAAGAAAAAAAUUCAAAAUUACUGAGCUUUACUUUUAUCUGUGUAUCAAUUUGUCUUCUGCCCAUAGUUACUGUCUUAUUUUUGUUCUCUAUAGAUCCUUUGCAUAUUUCACAGUGAAAGACAGACUGCCUCAAAUUUUGACCAAAGUGAUUGACACAGUUCAUAGAUAUAAACACAAGUUUCUAGAAGAAUAUGGAGAGGUAAGUAUUGUGUUCUGUUUUUUUUAAAUUAAUUUAUUUUCAAAUUCAUGACAUCUGAAAUCUUCUUUAAUUUACCCUUAAACAAGCUUAUGAUCACCAAUUGAUAACUUGUCCAAAGACACAGUCUACACAGGAAAGAUACUCUUAUUUUUAUGCCCAAUUUAUGCCAUGACAAAAGACAUAUUGCCAAAUGCUGUGUAGAUUAAUCCUAUUCUCAGAGGUACUCCAGUAGCAGAAAUAUUGUAAGGUCUUUCUUUUUGAAUGAGUCCCCAGACAUAUGUUUUUUCCUAUGAAUGCCCUUGCAGUGACAUGACUAUGCUACUCCGGGCUUGGUGAACAAGGGAACAUUGUCUGGAUAUACCUCUUACGGCCAACAUUGUGGAGUCUGCUAUACCUCACUGUUGAAGCCAAUGACAAGUUAAAACUUAAUAACUUGACCGCAGAGUUUUAUGUGUAUGGUAUUUUGCCCAGUGUUUUUUGCCUGUGGUUAGAAAUGCAUGCUAUCAUACAUGUGGUAAUUCCUAUAGUCAGCCAUACUAUUAGAACUGAAUGAUUAUCUCAUCAUAUACCGACAAGUGUUCUGUGUGGAUUUAAUUUUGUAAACAUAGUUCUUUGUUUACUUUUUAGGAGGGUAUAGAUGGAGAAAAGCGAGCUUUAGCCUACUUUUCCAAGCUACGUAAUGAGAUGCAAACCGAUAAGCCUAUCAUUCCCAUCAUUGAUGACCUUCCUGAUACACAUAUCUGGAAUGAGUACCUGCAGUACCAGAAAUCAUUACUUGGUGAUGGUGAACAGCCCAGCUGGUUCCGAUCUCCUUGGCUGUAUGUAGAAUGUUACCUUUAUCGUAGGAUUCAUGAGGGUAUGACACUCAGGUAAGUGUACAAAAUGGGGUUACUUUGGAGUUUAAGCUACAGAAUGUGCUUAGUGGACUAACUAGCUAUUUCAUUUAGGGUUAAAAGAGGGCCUAUCUCCUGCUCCCUUGGCCCUCCAUAGAAAUGAGCAUGCAGCUUUUUUCAUUGAAGGCAUGUACAUGGUAGGUGUGUAUGUGUGUAGGGGCCUAGUGUUUGUGAAUGCUGAGGUGUUUUUGUGUGGUGGGUCAAUGUGUGUUUGAAUGCAGGAGUUUUAUUUUGUGAAGGGUUAAUAUGUAAAUGUUAGGGUGAGAUAUUACUCAUUCUGACUGAAGAUUAGAGAUUGCAGACAUGCCAAAGUUGACAGUCUACCACAUAGCUGUGUUUGCUAUUUGCGAUCCCCAUUGUGAAUUAACGGAAAGGCUGGUCACUCACAAAUUUUGUGUACAUAUGCUUUUCGAUUGAAAUGGUGACUUUAGUAAAAAUAUUUUGUUUUCAUUUUCUUCUUCCCACAUAGAGAUGGAUAUGUGAGGACCAUAACAAGUAAAAACUUACAUAUAUCACUUGCUUUUUCAUAUUUUUUUUCUCUAUUUCUAGAUUUGGACUAAUAUCUAUUAUCUUGAAUAUAAGUUCAAAUUUAAGGUGGCUCUAUCACCUCAAACUUACAAUUCUCCUGUUGUUUCCUCCUCUCUUCCUCUUUCAGAAUCUGUUCUUAUUUUAUAAAUUUCUGAUCCAUUUCUCUUUAAAACAUAAGACAUAGUAGGGACUACUUUGUCUUAUGUAUUUUUCCUACACUUGACAAAUCUUAACAAAGGGUAGUGGAGCUUGCCUUAACUUUACAGAAUAUGAGUGAUAUACCCAAAUGAAAGUCUAAAAGUGUGAACCCUGGCUAUUGAGGAAGCCUGAGCAGUAAAGGGUGUCAGUGAUUACCAGCCAAUCACAGCUGCACCUUGCUGGUAUGAAUUGGAAUGGCUAACGAAGUGUGCAAUCUCUGUCUUGGCCAUACUUCUAGUGGCUGGGCUGUGGUUAACCAGGGACUGCUUGGAAAUGGUUUAACACUGACUUGAGGGGCAGCGCCAGGGACUUGAAGCACUAUAACCAAUUCAAUGAGAUGAAAUGGUUAUAGUGCCUUGAUUAUUCCUUUAAAUCCAUAAACAGGAAUUGUAAAUUUACAAGUGACAUAAGCAUCCUUAAAAAUAUAUAUUUUUGUAUGUUUGGCACAUAUAGUUAAUUUUUUGUUGUUUGUUUUUAUAGCCCUCCUAUAUCUACGUAUGAUGUGUUCAUGGAAGCAAAAAAUGAUGGUUACUUGCAAUCUGAGAAUGCUGUUAUAGCACUCUGCACACAUCUUCAGGAAUUCAAAACAAACAUUGCAGAUACCUCUGAAGCUGGAUGCAAAGAAGCAUUCUCUAAACUGCUGCAGGUAAGGAUAUCUUUCUGAAAACAUUUAUUUUAUUUGCUUAACAUGUGCCAUAUGACUUGGUAGACCUGUUAUAUAACCAAUAUAAUCUUUAUAAGCUUGCCAAAUAGGUAUUAGGCUAGAAGCUGCACUUGUUUCCACAUUGCCAAUGGUGUAGUCAUAUCCUGUGAAGUGAGAAAUUGCACACAUGGAUGCAUACAUAGUGUUAGGGCCUGGUUUACCAUCCUUGCUGCCCCAAGGCCAGUUUAUCACUACACCCCCCUCAAUACACACACACUGACCCUUGUAGACACAAACUGACUUUGGUGGUUACCCUUGUGCUGGGUAAGGCAGGCUGCUACUGGCAGGCUGGUGGCUGGCACUCAGGGCUGGUGCAAGGAUUUCUUCAACCCUUGGCAAAGAUCCACUUUGCCGCCCCACAAUGUCACUCUCUCACUGACACACACACACACACACACACACACACACACACACACACACACACACACACACACACACACACACACACACACACACACACACACACAGAAACUCACUGACAGACAUACACUCACUCACUCACUGACAGACACAGACACUCACUGACAUACAUACACUCACUCACUGACCGAUACACAGAGGCAGACACUCACUGACAGACACACAUACACACACAGACACACACACAAACACACUCACUGACAUACAUACACUCACUGACAGACACACAUGCAGGCAGACACUCACUGACAUACACACACACUGACAGUCAAACACUCACACACUCACUGACACACAGACUCAAACAUCCAGCCUCAUUACCUUCCUGGGGUCCAGUGUGGGGCAGCUCCUCACUCCUCCAGCGCGCUGUUUAGCAUGCCGGGGCCGGAAUGACGUCAUAUUCCGGCUCCCAGUAUCACAGAGGGCGUGCGAGGGAGUAGUAGAAAGCUGCAAGCUGCUCCUUCGAUGCCCGCACUGCCGCCUCCUUUCCUCCGGCAUUCAUUGUCAGAGCAGGUACCUGCCAUCAGGGUAAGCAGGUGCCUGAUCUGCCAUACCGAUUAAAGGACAGCCAUAUGACCACCUUCUGGGCCCCCUGUGACAAGGCUCCUCCGGACGCCCCCAUUUUCAUCGCCUGGAGGAUUGGCCCGGCGCUAAGGGAGGAGUGGGGGGGGGGGUGGGGCGGCUUUAGAGCCGCUUACCCAGUGCUGUGGCUUAGGACACGGGGAGCCCACCAGGAAAUAUGCCGGUGGGGGCGCCCCCAGGGAGGGAGCACCCUCCAUUCCCUAGCUGGAAUGGAGGUUGAGAAGGACAGGGUAGUGCUCAGACGGCUAUUGCGCUACAACUCUUUGGAGACAGGACUCAUAGUGUAUGGUCCAGCAUCUUUGGAUGGUUAAACUACUGUAAAAGCAGAAUCUUGAUGUAUAGGAGUGCUUUGUAUCCUUUUGUUUUGUGUAAAUGGGAAUAAUUCCCCACGCUCUCUUGUGUGCUGGAAGGAAAAUGGCCUAGAAUAGUGUAUGAGUAGCCCAGCAAUAGAGAGACUGCAGAGAGGAUAGUCUUUACUAAAUUAUGGGAUAGAGUGGGCAACGUUACUGUGGUUCUCACCAGAUUCAAUUACACAGAAACAAAAACUGUAAACAUUUGAAAGGCCAAUAUCUGCAGGGCAGACAGGGCAAGUCUACAGUCUUAUCCUUGGUUUUCUAAUCACUUCUGAUUUUUUUAAAGCAUUUCUGAAUAGUUUAAAAUAAAUAAAACUACAAGCUGUUAAAGGGUAACAAAUUAAUCAUUGUCACCUCUGAAGAGUGAUUAAAUGUGUUUAAAGUUGUAUAUUUCUUGGGCUACAUUACAUUUUUCUUUGAGGACAUGGGAAAGUAAUUCUAAUAACUCAAUGGAAUGAACUAUAUACACAUGCUAUGAUUUGAAAUAUGCUACAAUGAUUUUUCAAAGUAUAUGAGUAACUGGUGCAUUUUAUUUAGACUUGUAUCCCUUCACAUGUAAUGGAGGAGUAAUGUACAUAAAUAUGUAUUAUGGGAUUAUUACAAAAGUUUACUUUACUCUUCUUUUAAUAAGCCAACAAUUCAUGUUUGUGUUUAUCUCCUGUAGGUGUCUUUAUGGGGAAACAAGUGUGACCUUUCAAUUUCUGGUGGGCAGGAUAACUCUCAGAAAUUCAGCAUUUUAAACUCUUUGGAAUCUUUCAAAUCCAACAUUCUAGUUGACAACACAGAAUCUGUAUGGCAAAUCCUUUCACAGAAAAAAAAUUCUAGUCGAAGAGUUGACAUUGUGUUAGAUAAUGCUGGAUUUGAGCUAAUUACUGAUUUUGUCUUAGCUGAUAUACUGUUGUCUUUGAAGCUGGCUACCGAAGUUCACUUCCAUGCUAAGUGCAUCCCUUGGUAUGUCUCAGACACCACUAAGCGUGAUAUUGACUGGACUAUUAAGCAACUCUUAAGUACAAACAACAGGUGGAUGUCCAAGUGUGGAGAAAUCUGGAAAGAGAACCUGAAGAAGGGUCGUUGGGUUUAUCACGAGCAUCUGUUUUGGACUUUGCCGCAUGAGUUCUGUAGCAUGGCCCAGACUGCUCCUGAUUUGUAUUCUGAGCUGCAGAAAUCUGACUUGGUUCUAUUUAAAGGAGAUUUAAACUAUAGGAAGCUGACCGGAGAUCGGAAAUGGGACUUCACUGUACCUUUUACUCAAGCUCUCACAACAUUUCAUCCCGCACCACUGUGUAGUGUAAGAACCCUAAAAUCAGAUGUGCAGGUUGGCCUAAAACCUGGCGCAGGAGAGCAGCUAGCUGUGUCUGAAACUGACUGGAUGAUUUCUGGCAAAUAUGGAAUUAUCCAGUUUGACGCUUCAGUAUGAAUUUGUUCCAGUGUGUUAAAACUCCACCUCCUCAUAUAAUGCUUUAAUUGAAUGUUUAUUUUUUAUAGAUUUUUACUGGGUGCCAUAAAUGCUUCCUUGGUAUAGUAAUUUCUGCAUUUGCUGAAUGAUAAGAAAGGUAUUUGUGUGUUUAUCUUAGAUUACAUUUGAAAUGUUGUCAUUAUCAUACAAUGGUGGACUAGUUCUCGGGAUCGCUGGAAUACAGAAUAACAGUUCUUUUUUGUAAAUAUGGAUCUGCUAAGCUAUACGAUUUUAUUUAGCACAAUGUAUAGGCAAAACAAUUAGCAGAUAAAAACUAUGAAUGCACUGCAUCAGUAGUCUUUUGAAGUUGAGAACUUUAAAUCAUACUUGUCAAAGCCAGACUGGGGCAAAUUGAGGAAUUACUUUGAGAAUAAAUGGAAAUCUCCUCAUGAUUAACCCACAUUUGACACAUUAUCCCUGAGCUGCAAUGCUUUCAUAAAUAUGGUCCUUAAAGGAAAAGUAUUGAGAAAAAUGAUUUUGUAUUUGGAUGCAUUAUAUAGAUAAUGCAUUAAAAAUAAUGCAAAAAAUAACCAGAAGAAAAAUGCAAUAUAAAAAGAUAUUUACCUUUACAGUUUUUGCACUGAUUAGUUUGUCAGCCUUCAACUUUAUGUAUUCUCCACUCUAACAAAAAAGAAAUUCUUAUUUAAACAAUGUCAGCCCAGCAGGAAGUUUAUGAGAUCAGUAGUUUAUCCCUAAGCAACAGUUCCAUUUAUCACUUAGCAGUAUCGGUAUCAGUAUACAUAGCAGUACCACUCAUCCUAUCAAUUUAAACCUGGUUCACUAGAAGGAGAGAGAGAGCUCACAAAACUUGGAUGAAACUGGCAUUGAACUAAUCCUUCCGGUUGCUUGAUUGACAUUAAGCAUCUAAGAAAUACGUCAAUUUCUGCAGUUUAGGGUACUCUAGUCACAUCAGUUAAUUCAAUGUUAUGAUGGUGUUUACAGUGUCCAUUUAAUCUCAUAUACAGGAGAAAUUAUGACUUCAUAGCAUUGCCCAUAUCUGUAGGUAUUAUCUGUGUGAUUACACAAAAGGAAUUUGGGAACUGCAUGCUUUAAAAGUAAGCAUCUCUGCACAUCUCCUGUCUUCUCUUUCUCUUCCCAAUAUGUCCAUGCUUGAUGGUAAAUCCUUUAUUUUUUGCUGAAGCAGUGAGACUUUAACCCCUUAAGGACCAAACUUCUGGAAUAAAAGGGAAUCAUGACGUGUCACACAGGUCAUGUGUCCUUAAGGGGUUAAAGGGACACUAUAGUCACUAGAACAACUACAGCUUAUUGUGUUUGUUCUGGUGAGUAGUGUGCAGCACUGCCAUUCAGUGUCUCCACCAUCUGCAUGCAAUGAACUUUCCUCAUAGAAAUGCAUUGAUUCAAUUAAUCUCUAUGAGGAGCUGCUGAUUUACCAGGGCUGUUUCUGGCUUGUGUUGGCUCUGCCCCUGAUCUGCCUUCUUGAUAGUCUCAGUCAAUCCUAUGGGGAAGCAUUAUGAUUGGCUUUUGUUCAACACUUCUGAUGAUGUCAGUUAAGCAGGCAGAUUAGGGAGCCAAGGAGGGCCAGCAGGGCUAAAUGGUGGUUUUAACACUAUAGGGUCAGAAAUACAUGUUUGUGUUCCUGACCCUAUAGUGUUCCUUUAAAGAAAGUGGUACCAGCAGUUUCACCUACAAAAGGUAGCUGUGCGUACUGCUUCUUUGUCUAUUCGCAGCAAUAACAUUACAGAAAGACUUGCAGGGGUGAGUAACUUUUAGGCCUGGACAUUACUUUUUUUUUAUGUUAAAAGUACCCUCAGAAAUAAUUUCCAUAUUUUAAUGAUGUAAAAAAUGUAAAAUUGACAUGGCUAAUUUACAAAACCAAGAACUAUAGUGAAUAAAAAAAAGAACAUAUUUGCUAAAUUUAGUCCAACAUGGAGUUUGAGAAAUGUUGAUGUCGAUUGCAACUAUGAUAUGUUAACAUAUAUUUUCUCUUGCCCUAUGCUUUAAGUAUCCCUAUGCUCUCUUAAUGGAACACUCAAAGCAGUGCCAAUUUAGCUCAGCUGGCCUAAGCACAAAGGUAGACACUACAGCUCUUUAAAAAGUCUGCGAUUGGACAAGCACAUUCAACAAAGAAAUACAAUGCAUUAGCUUGCCUUGAUGAAAAUAAAAUAUAUAUUCUAUUAUCUUAUUUUCAAAAAUCUGUGUCAUUCUUCUGUGACACAGAAUACAUUCUAUUUUUUUGGCAAAUAUGUGCUACUCUAGAGCUCAAUGUAGUGGUUAUGGUGACAGGAUUACUCUAGUGGGGAUAGCUGGGCGCCAGAUCCUGCCUCUCUGCAGCUGACAGUUCUUUGCCUGAGCGAUCAGCUGAUGUUCUCAGUGAGCUGGCCUGGCACUGCAGGGAUUAGCUUGUGAAAGCUAAUGGAUUUAAUACCAGAAAGGAUGAGACAAAAACCAGUGUCCAGUAGACACCAGGUAAGAAGUCAAAUAAUUAGCAAAUCUGCUGUAGUUGUUAUGGUGUUUCCUGGUUUGACCAAAUAUGAAGAGCCCUGAGGUACUGUUGGCCUAACCACCUGUACCUUAGCAAUGUACAUUUCAUUCCUGCUGUCUAAAUUUAUAGACACACUCUAAUAAAUGUUUUUAUAAACACUAAUAAAAACAUUUUAUAUCUGUGGUGAUGGCAUAUGCAGGAAUGGUCAGUUAGCAGGGAAUGACACUUACAUGCCAGACCAGCCCAGUAGCCCACUCAUGACAAAUAUGAGCAUACCUACUUUUUGAAGUUUUCUGGGUCAUUUGUACUGCAUGAAACAUCUGUCUUUCUUUUCCUCCCUGCACACCCUCUUUCCAGACCCUGCUCAUUAAAAGUUGCAGUGAUAAAGAUAAGGGGCUACAAUUUGUGCUGCUCUAGUCACUAUUUUCAAAAAAGCAGGCUCCUUACUCUCUUCACCCAGCCCACUGCCAGCCUCUUUAUUCCUACAUUGGUCUAAGAGUUUAAUGUCUCUGAAUUCUUCUUUAGGCAAACACAGUCUGGGGCUACAUACACCCCUUCGGCAAAUGCUGUGCAUUUGAUCUCUGAUUUUUCCAACAAGCACUAAGCGAAAAAAACAUAACCAAUAUAAACCACUGGUCUAUUGGUACAUAACAUCUCAUUACUUCAUAUGAUCUUUUUUUUGCGGUCAUCAUAUUUUUUACAACUGUUUGCUAAUGCAAAUAUCCAGUCAAACAAUUAUUUGCAAGAAACAUACAGACAUGUUCAAGUGGUUCAGUUAUUUAAACUAUACAGCAGAAUGCGGAAACCAUCGAUCCAUCUUGCAAAGCCGAGUCACUCUUCUGUGUAUUCUUAACCCCUUAAGGACACAUGACAUGUGUGACAUGUCAUGAUUCCCUUUUAUUCAUGAAGUUUGGUCCUUAAGGGGUUAAACAGCUGUAACCAAAACUGUUCAGGUUGGUAGUGGUGAAACCGUGUAUAGAAUAUUAUCUUGGCCCACAUUUGGCAUAGAAUAUUAUCUUGGCCCACAUUUGGCAUUUUAAAAUAACAAUUUAAAGAGAAUUUUUCUUCUAUGGAAAGUAAACCAUUGAAUAAAACCAUA